Messenger RNA from Leptopilina heterotoma, 8719 nucleotides. RefSeq names its product myosin heavy chain, non-muscle (gene zip). Gene Ontology annotation, cellular component: myosin complex. Gene Ontology annotation, molecular function: cytoskeletal motor activity; actin filament binding; ATP binding. The coding region runs from base 263 to 6268 and encodes 2001 amino acids. The record is from RefSeq and is a predicted model, not a curated record. The transcript has 10 exons. Lineage: Eukaryota; Metazoa; Arthropoda; Insecta; Hymenoptera; Figitidae.
CGUGUCGCGAAGUAGUGUGUCGACCGCCAAGCUAUACAUGUGCGGUUUCGUCGUGAGAAGAUUUAUCGAAACCGUGGAGUUAAACGAGUGGUCGGUGGUAAAUGAUCGCGUGAUUAUUAUUCGCGAAAAAGGGUUACUGGCGAUAACAAAACGUGUGGUGGUAAAGUAAAGUCAUAUACAAGGAGCAACGCGUGCGCGCGUGCGUUUAAUAUUUUUCCAACAGGCGAGGCGAGAAAGCGCAUUGUGUGUACGCUAAACAAAAAUGGCGGACGGGGACUCGAGGGUAGAUCGCUCUGACCCGGAGCUUAAAAUUCUCUCUGUGGACAGGAACAGUUUCAACGAUCCGGCAACUCAGGCGGAAUGGACGCAGAAAAAAUUGGUAUGGGUACCACACGAGACUCAGGGUUUUGUUGCCGCCGGUAUCAAGGGCGAGCGUGGAGACGAGGUCGAGGUGGAGAUUGCCGAGACCGGCAAAAGGGUCCACGUUGCCAAGGACGAUAUUCAGAAGAUGAAUCCGCCCAAGUUCGACAAGGUCGAGGACAUGGCCGAACUCACCUGUCUCAAUGAAGCCUCCGUUCUACAUAAUCUUAAGGACCGUUACUACUCCGGACUAAUUUACACGUAUUCGGGUCUUUUCUGCGUCGUCGUCAAUCCAUACAAGAGGCUGCCAAUUUACACAGAAAAAAUUAUGGAGAGGUAUAAGGGAAUCAAAAGGCACGAAGUUCCACCACAUGUUUUUGCCAUCACAGACACAGCAUAUCGUUCGAUGCUUCAAGAUCGCGAAGACCAAUCAAUUCUCUGUACUGGUGAAUCCGGUGCUGGAAAAACGGAAAACACGAAGAAAGUUAUUCAAUAUUUGGCGUAUGUCGCUGCAUCGAAACCAAAAUCAAACGCGACUCCAAGUCCGGCGUUAAUCAUAGGUGAACUUGAACAACAACUUUUACAAGCCAAUCCUAUUCUGGAAGCAUUCGGAAAUGCAAAAACCGUCAAGAACGACAACUCUUCACGUUUUGGAAAGUUUAUUAGAAUUAAUUUUGACGCUUCUGGUUACAUCGCUGGCGCAAAUAUCGAGACGUAUCUUCUUGAAAAAUCUAGGGCAAUUCGACAAGCCAAAGAUGAACGAGCGUUUCACAUAUUUUACCAAUUGCUUUCGGGUGCAUCACCAGAACAAAAGAAGGAAUUUAUCUUGGAGGAUCCGAAACAUUAUCCAUUCUUAUCGAAUGGAGCGCUUCCAGUACCCGGCAUGGACGAUUCCGCCGAAUUUUCUGCAAUUGUGAAAGCAAUGAACAUAAUGGGAAUGACGAACGAAGAUUUUGCCUCAAUAUUCCGCAUUGUCUCUGCAGUCAUGUUAUUUGGUUCGAUGCAAUUUAGACAGGAGAGAAAUUCCGAUCAAGCCACACUUCCCGAUAAUACAGUUGCCCAAAAGAUUUCCCAUUUAUUGGGUCUGAGUGUGACAGAAAUGACGAAAGCCUUCCUAAAGCCAAGAAUUAAAGUCGGCCGCGAUUUUGUGACGAAAGCACAAACAAAAGAACAAGUGGAAUUUGCAGUCGAGGCAAUAUCAAAAGCGUGCUACGAAAGAAUGUUCCGUUGGUUGGUCAAUAGGAUAAAUAGAUCACUCGAUAGAACAAAAAGACAGGGAGCAAGUUUCAUUGGUAUUCUAGAUAUGGCUGGAUUUGAAAUCUUCGAAUUGAAUUCAUUUGAACAGUUGUGCAUCAAUUAUACAAAUGAGAAACUUCAGCAAUUAUUCAAUCACACAAUGUUUAUUCUCGAGCAGGAAGAAUAUCAACGUGAGGGAAUUGAAUGGAAAUUCAUUGAUUUUGGAUUGGAUCUUCAGCCGACGAUUGAUUUGAUUGAUAAGCCAAUGGGUAUAAUGGCACUUGUCGAUGAGGAAUGUUGGUUCCCGAAAGCGACGGACAAAACGUUUGUGGAGAAACUUGUUGGUGCUCAUAGUGUUCAUCCAAAAUUCAUGAAGACAGAUUUUCGUGGUGUCGCCGAUUUUGCCAUUAUUCACUACGCUGGAAAAGUCGAUUACUCGGCUGCCAAGUGGCUCAUGAAAAAUAUGGAUCCACUUAAUGAGAAUGUUGUGAGUCUUUUGCAGGCGUCGCAGGAUCCAUUUGUUUGUCAUAUUUGGAAGGACGCCGAAAUUGUUGGAAUGGCUCAGCAAGCGUUGACCGACACGCAAUUUGGCGCCAGGACAAGAAAGGGAAUGUUCAGAACUGUCUCGCAACUUUAUAAGGAGCAAUUGACUAAAUUGAUGGCAACUUUACGCAAUACUAAUCCAAAUUUCGUUAGGUGCAUUAUUCCGAAUCAUGAGAAGAGAGCUGGUAAAAUCGACGCGCCUCUGGUUCUCGAUCAAUUGAGAUGCAAUGGAGUUCUCGAAGGAAUACGUAUUUGCCGACAGGGAUUUCCCAAUAGAAUUCCAUUCCAAGAAUUUAGGCAGCGAUACGAACUUUUGACUCCGAAUGUGAUUCCGAAAGGUUUUAUGGAUGGGAAGAAAGCCUGUGAAAAGAUGAUUCAAGCAUUGGAACUUGAUCCAAAUUUGUAUCGUGUGGGUCAGUCGAAGAUAUUUUUCCGUGCUGGUGUCUUGGCUCAUUUGGAAGAAGAAAGAGAUUAUAAAAUCACGGAUCUCAUUGUGAAUUUCCAGGCGUUCUGUCGUGGCUUCCUGGCGAGACGUAAUUAUCAAAAACGUCUGCAACAAUUAAAUGCGAUACGUAUUAUUCAACGGAAUUGUUCAGCAUAUCUGAAACUAAGAAACUGGCAAUGGUGGCGUUUGUACACGAAAGUGAAACCCCUGUUGGAGGUGACGAAACAAGAGGAGAAGUUGACACUCAAAGAAGAUGAAUUGAAGCAAGUAAGGGAAAAAUUGGAAAUGACAGUCCAUGAUGCCAAGGAGUAUGAGAGAAAAUAUCAACUUGUUAUCGAGGAGAAAAUGAUGUUAGCCGAGCAAUUACAAGCCGAAGUUGAACUUUGCGCUGAAGCUGAAGAAAUGCGGGCGAGAUUAGCGGCUAGAAAGCAAGAAUUAGAGGAGAUUCUUCACGAUCUUGAGGCACGAAUCGAAGAAGAAGAGGAGAGAAGUUCGGCCUUGAUUCAAGAGAAAAAGAAGUUGCAACUCAAUAUCAGCGAUUUGGAGGAACAACUAGAGGAGGAGGAAGCUGCCAGACAGAAAUUGCAAUUGGAGAAAGUUCAGUGUGACGCUAAAAUUAAGAAAAUGGACGAAGACAUUGCCCUUUCGGAUGAUACGAAUCAAAAACUUUUGAAGGAAAAGAAACUUUUGGAAGAAAGAGCGAAUGAUUUGUCACAAGCACUGGCCGAGGAAGAGGAGAAAGCGAAACACUUGGCGAAAUUGAAGACCAAACACGAGGCCACAAUUGCCGAUUUGGAGGAACGUCUCCUGAAGGACCAUCAACAACGUCAAGAAGUUGACAGAUCGAAGAGAAAAAUGGAAACUGAAGUCUCUGACCUAAAAGAGCAAAUAUCGGAGAGAAAAUUGCAGGUCGAAGAAUUGCAACUACAACUCGGUAAACGAGAAGAGGAACUCACGCAAGUUAUGACGAAAAUUGACGAAGAAAGUGCAGCGAAAGCUCAAGCUCAAAAGGCCCUCAGAGAACUGGAAUCCCAAUUGGCAGAACUCCAGGAAGAUCUUGAAGCGGAGAAGAUAGCGAGAAGCAAAGCCGAGAAAUUGAAACGUGAUCUGAAUGAAGAAUUAGAGGCACUGAAGAAUGAGUUGCUCGAUUCACUGGAUGUCACAGCGGCUCAACAGGAACUGAGAACUAAACGAGAACAGGAAUUGGCAACUCUGAAGAAGAAUCUAGAAGAAGAGACAUCAUCUCACGAAGCUAUGAUGGCGGACACGCGUCAUAAACACACUCAAGAAUUGACCGUUCUCAAUGAACAGAUGGACUCCCUGAAAAAGGUGAAGGCAACUCUAGAGAAGGCAAAGGGAACCCUAGAGGCCGAGAACGCGGACAUGGCCACCGAAUUAAGAUCCGUGAGUGCCAAUCGACAAGAGUGCGAUCGAAGACGCAAGCAAGCUGAACAGCAAUUAGUCGAGGUGAACGGAAAGCUCGCCGAAAUUGAAAGAGUAAAACAAGAACUAGCCGAGAAGGUUGUGAAACUACAACAGGAGGCCGAAAGUGUUUCUCAACAACUAGAAGCCGCUGAACUGAAAGCCUCAGCUGCUGUUAAAGCUUCCACCACCUGUGAAUCGCAAUUCACGGAACUCCAACAGCAACUCGAGGAAGAGACACGGCAAAAACUCGCAUUGAGCUCAAAGUUAAGAGCCCUCGAAAGCGAGAAGGAGACCCUUCACGAUCAACUCGAAGAAGAAGAGGAAGCGAAACGAACCCUCGAGAAGCAAGUUCUGAAUCUGAAUAUUCAACUCGCCGAGGCUAAGAAGCGAGCCGAUGAAGAAUCCGAAGCCGCAACCGCUCUCGAAGAAGCCAGAAAACGAUGUUUGAAGGACAUCGAAACUCUACAACGACAAGUGGAGGAACUUCAAGCUGCCAAUGACAAACUCGACAAAUCAAAGAAGAAAAUUCAAGCCGAACUCGAAGACAGUACGAUCGAGUUGGAAGUCCAAAGGGGAAAAGUCAUCGAACUGGAAAAGAAGCAAAAGAACUUCGACAAAGUGUUAGCCGAGGAGAAGGCAAUCGCAGUACAAUAUCUCGAACAGAAGGACAAUGCCGAACGUGAGUCCAGGGAGAAGGAGACUAGAGCUCUGUCCCUAACCCGCGAACUCGACGAAUUACACGAGAAAGUCGAAGAAUUGGAAAGAUGCAAAAAAGUCCUCCAAGGCGAAUUGGACGAAUUGGCGAAUAAUCAAGGAACGGCCGACAAAAAUGUCCACGAACUCGAAAAGGCGAAACGAGCUCUUGAAUCCCAACUGGCCGAACAGAAAACUCAGGUCGAGGAACUGGAGGAUGAACUACAAAUCACUGAAGACGCGAAAUUACGACUCGAGGUCAACAUGCAAGCACUCAGAGCUCAACUAGAAAGAGAGGUCCAAGCGAAGGAGGAGCAAGCCGAAGAGAAGCGUCGAGGUCUAGUGAAACAACUGCGCGAUCUCGAAGCCGAAUUAGAAGACGAACGAAAGCAACGCGCCGCCGCUAUUGCCCAGCGAAAGAAAAUGGAAGCCGACUACAAGGACAUUGAACAACAACUCGAAAUGCACAACAAAGUGAAAGAAGACGCUCUCAAGCAACUCAAGAAACUCCAAGUGCAAAUCAAGGACUGCACAAGAGAAACCGAAGAAGCCAGAGCAGCUCGCGACGAACUUGCCGCAGCCUCAAAGGAAGCAGAACGCAAAGUCAAGAGUCUAGAAGCCGAACUCCUUCAGUCCAACGAAGAUCUCACCAGCAGUGAACGUGCAAGAAGAGCCGCCGAAAACGAACGCGACGAACUGCAAGAAGAACUCAACAACAACGUCAACAAGGGAACAUUGAUGCUCGACGAGAAACGUCGAUUAGACGCAAGAAUAGCAACACUCGAGGAAGAAUUAGAAGAGGAACAAUCGAAUAGCGAAAUUCUGAUCGAUCGAGCCCGAAAGGGACAGAUCAGUAUUGAACAAUUGUCCACCGAUCUGGCGACAGAACGUUCGGCAACGCAGAAACUCGAAUCGCAGAGGAUGUUACUCGAGCGUCAGAAUAAGGAAUUGAAGGCUAAACUCGCUGAACUUGAGACUGCACAGCGCGCUAAGACAAAGGCAACAAUUCAGGCUCUCGAAUCGAAGAUCAACAAUUUGGAUGAACAACUCGAGACUGAGGCUAAGGAGAGAUUCGCUCAACAGAAAAUCAAUCGGAAAUUGGACAAGAAAUUGAAGGAAUUGAGUUUACAGUUGGAGGACGAGAGACGCAAUGCCGAUCAGUAUAAGGAGCAAAUGGAGAAAGUUAAUACGAGAAUGAAGAGUCUCAAGAGACAAUUGGACGAGGCUGAGGAGGAGAUCAGUAGGCACAAGGCUCUUAAGCGAAAAGCUCAGAGAGAAAUGGACGAUAUGAUUGAAUCGCAGGAAGUUUUGACACGUGAAGUUACUAAUUUGAAGAAUAAACUCAGUGAAGUAGAUCAAAAGACACAAAAGACGCAUAGCAGAUCGUUGGGUUCCUACCGUGGUUAUUGGAAGGAUGAAAUUAUAAACUCUUUUAACGUGCGUGGAGGACCACCAAUCAGUUUGAGUUCAUCAAGAUUGAAACGUGGCUCAAUGCAAACCGGUGGCUCGGGUGACGAUUCAACAACGCAAGAUGAAAGCAUUGAUGGCGAGGAAAAUGCCAAUUGAAAAACCAGACGUCUUCCGCUGCGGUUAAAUCUGCGGCCAAAAAAACCUUUUUGAAAAACACACGGCAUAAUAAAUUCGUCCAACGAAUUUUCAAGAGUCUGGGGUCUCUUCUCUCUCCAUAAGUUAACAUUUAUAUAAUGUAUAGAAAUAAGCGUGAGUCAUUAGAUUGAUUAAUCACUCUCGGUGACCAAUUUUACAAAACAAAAAAACAAAAAAAAAAGUAAUGCAUAUUUUGCGUGAUAAUUGGUCCCAAAAAAAAUCAUUUUUGAAUUGCCGGUGCGAUUUUGUUGGCAAUGGGACAAAAAAGAAAAAAACAACGUCACGUCGCAUGCAGGUGAUAGGAAUAAAUUUUUUCUUUUUUUUUUAUUAUAGUAGUAUUAUUAUACGAUUUUUCCGUGAGAUGCCAUCAAACGAAGAAAGAAAAAAAAACAGAGUUUAAUGAAAAUGUACAUAACUUUACAGCUUACUAACUGACCGUGGAGCGGUUUUAUUACUGGCAUGACUGUAAUCAUAAAACGAAUCGGGAGUUUUAGGUAAUGAGAAGUAAUCGUGGGAUAGAAAAAAGAAAACGGCAGAUUUUGCUGCAUAAUUGAAAUAACUGAAUAACACUUUUAGGUAGUAUUAAGACAUUAAUUAUUAUUGAUACGUUAUUAUUAUAUUAUUAUUAUUAUUAUUAUUAUUAUUAUAUUAUUAUUAUUAUAUUAUUAUUAUUAUUAUAUUAUUAUUAUUAUUUUAUAACUAUUAUUACGAUCAGCAUCCUCCCACAAGUACUACAAGUAAUUAUUAAUGUAUUUUAAUAAUUAACUAAUAUUAAUGUAAGAAUCAUCAAAAGUGAGAAGAUAAUGAAACAGAGCUGCCUCAAAGAGUGCAAGUUGGUUUCAUUUUAAAAGGUUUAAAAUCGACUCUUCUUCCUUUUUCUCAGUAUUUUUUUAGCAUUUUUUUUUGUUUUGAAAUGAAAAAAAAUCUGUCUUCUUUUGAUUAUAUAGAAAAAAAAUGCUUAGAUUAUUUUAUUGCAUUUAUACAAUUUUCUUUUCUUUUUUUUGGCAUUAUACAUAAUGUAUACAUGUAUAUAAUGUAUAUAAUAUAAAUUAUAUAUUAUAUAUGUUAUAUGUACUCAAUUUUAGUCGUUAAGAUUUUUUUUUCUUUCCAUUCCUCCGUCUUUGGCACCGCGUGUUUCGAGAAAACGAAUAAUGUUACUUAAAAAAAAACCUGACUUUUCCUCGUAUUGUACUUAAGCUCUUGAUAUAGUUUGUCAACACUUAACCUUUUGAAAUGAAAUGAAUGAAUGUGUCUUGCAGGCUCAAAAGUGAUAGAUAUCGAGAAUUUUCAAUUUAAAAAAAAAUGUACGAGAAAAAUAAUGAAACAAGUUCGAUUUACUCAAAACUCAAGAAAAAUUACGAAGAUGCUAAGAUCGUAGAGGAAAGAAAAAAAAAGUUUUUGUAAACUACCGAUGAAUUUUGAAAAAAUGAUGUAAAGACGGAAUUUUAUACCUGCAUUUUUAUAGGCAUUUUAUAAAAUUCUUUUGUAUUUCGAAAGUUUUUACAAGGUGUCACACCCGCAAUGGCUAGUAUAUUUUUUGAUGCAAGUAGCUACAAGCGAGAACACAAAAUAUUACAGAAUUCAAAAUUAUACAUAUAUUUAUAUUAAAAUUUUCUUAUAAAAAUUUUUUUUUCUCAAUGAAAAAAUAGAGCCUUCGCUGUAACUCCAAGCUUCUUCAGAGUUCUAGGCAAAACUUUUUUUCUCAAAGAAACGGCAAAUAAUUAUUAUAAAAAAAAAUACUGUUCUGUGAAACAGUGGAUCUAGAACUUUUUCAGUAUUUUUUUGAUAUCAAAAAAAGGAACUAUCAGUGUGCAUGCUCCUGGCGAAGAAAUCCAUCGAUACGAAUUAAAAUGCUACUUCAUUUUUAAUCAAACUGAUUUACAAUUCUUCGAUUAAAAUUAUUAAUGUGUAAUUAUAACACAAUUCGUCUGAUUAGAAUUAUUAAUACAUUAUUUGUAUAAUUAUUAUUUAAACGAAAGAAUUGAUUUUUAAAUUGAAUGAACUUGUGACAAUCUUUCGCCAGGGUUUAGAUCCAAUAAUUCGCAAUCAGUACCAUAAAUAUGUAAAUACUUGACUGAAUGUAUUCGGGGUACUCACUUCUUAAUAUUGUACGCUUUGAAUUUUCAAAAAAAAAAAAAAAAUCAAAAAAUCAAUCUCUUACACCGCAAUCGCCUUAAUUUUUUUUUUAUAUAAUAUAUACCGCUUGAAAUCAAAAUGAAAGGAAGUGGGCACUCCCAAGAUCUGCGGGCAAGUGAGGGAGAAAUGGACAGCGAUUUAAGAAAAAAAAAAUUACGAAAUAAAUUGAAAGAAGCGAUGGCGUUUUUGAUACAUUUUAUAUAUGGAUUGAACAUAAAGGGGUUGAUUGCAUCUUAAGUAUACAAGAGAAAAUAUAAUAAAUGCUGAAUACUGAAA